UUGUGCCCCUUCGCCAAUCCUUGACCUCCCCACCCUUCCCUUCAAUGGAGUUCGCCGCCGGCGAACCGUCCCCGCCGUCCGAUUCUGACCACCGCCGUCUCCGCCGCAUGAUCUCGAAUCGCGAAUCCGCUCGCCGCUCCCGAAUGCGAAAGCAACGUCAUCUCGAAGACCUUCGCAGUCGCGUCGGUCGCCUCCGUCUCGAAAAUCACGCUCUUUCAGACAAAAUCGCCACGUUAUCCGGCGUUUUCGUCGUCCUCCAUUGCAAUAACGAACUUCUCCGAUCGGAAUCCGCCGCACUCCGCCGUCGGCUUUCCGACAUCCGUCGUAUCCUAUUUCUCCGGCAACUACAGCACCUCUCAUCGCCGCUGCCGCCACCGGCUCCGGCCAUCUCGUCGUCGCCGGCCGCCACCACUGAGACGGAGGGAUGAUUGCCGGCAAAGAUGAAAUCAUGGAUUCUAUGCUUUGAUCGACAUUUCGGUAGGGAAAAAAAAGGU
Messenger RNA from Phalaenopsis equestris, 494 nucleotides. Its product is annotated as bZIP transcription factor 2-like. The transcript has a single exon. Lineage: Eukaryota; Viridiplantae; Streptophyta; Magnoliopsida; Asparagales; Orchidaceae. Gene Ontology annotation, cellular component: nucleus. Gene Ontology annotation, biological process: positive regulation of DNA-templated transcription. The record is from RefSeq and is a predicted model, not a curated record. Gene Ontology annotation, molecular function: DNA-binding transcription factor activity; transcription cis-regulatory region binding. Bases 45 to 428 code for a protein of 127 amino acids.